Messenger RNA from Aspergillus nomiae NRRL 13137, 957 nucleotides. Its product is annotated as putative C6 transcription factor (AmyR). NCBI's taxonomy places the organism in Eukaryota, Fungi, Ascomycota, Eurotiomycetes, Eurotiales, Aspergillaceae. The transcript has a single exon. Gene Ontology annotation, biological process: regulation of DNA-templated transcription; DNA-templated transcription. The record is from RefSeq and is a predicted model, not a curated record. Bases 1 to 957 code for a protein of 318 amino acids. Gene Ontology annotation, molecular function: zinc ion binding; DNA binding; DNA-binding transcription factor activity, RNA polymerase II-specific.
AUGGAGCCACAACCAUCCGCCACCCCAGAAAAACCGCCGAAACAGGCGUGCGACAAUUGCCGUCGACGCAAGAUCAAGUGUUCGAGGGAGCUUCCAUGCGACAAGUGCCAGCGUCUUCUUCUCUCCUGCUCCUACAGCGACGUGCUCCGUCGCAAGGGUCCCAAGUUCCGCACGCUGUACCCUCUCGCGCCCAUCCAUCCCCUCGCUUCACGACCGCGUCCCCUCACCAAGGAAUGGCUGCCCCCAGACCCAGGGGCCUGCCAUUUGGCGUCCCCGACGUCGCCGCCGUUCACCGUCGUGGACGCCCAGUAUCCACAUCCUGACUUCUCGGAGUCGUUCACUCGCAUCCCACCCCCAGAUCUUGUCUCCUCGCCCGAUUCGACAAACUCGCUCUUCGACUCGUCCACCAUCGGCGCGCUCCCCGCCCCGCGCCGCCUCUCCGCGCCAAUCCUCCUGGCCCAUGUCAAUGUCUUCUUCAAGUACCUGUUCCCCAUCAUGCCCAUCGUGAGACAGGACCAGCUGCAGCAGGACAGCCACCAGCCCGAGCGCUUGUCCCCCCAGCGCUACGCGUUCCUUGCCGCUCUCUGCGCGGCCACGCACAUCCAGCUGAAGCUGGACGGUGCAACGCCGGGCCCCGACUCGGCUUCCGGGCAAGCCACUAUCGACGGCCACCCCAUGUUGUCCGGGGAUGAACUCCUGGCCGAAGCCGUGCGCGCAAGGAAGGAGUACAAUGUAGUCGACGAAAUCAACAUGGACAACCUCCUCACCUCGUUCUUUCUCUUCGCCGCCUACGGAAACCUAGACCGACAGGACCAGGCUUGGUUCUACCUCAGCCAGACCAUGUCCAUGGUCUUCACGCUAGGCCUGCAACGCGAAUCCACAUACUCGAAAUUAAGCGUCGAGGAAGCCGAAGAGAAAAGGCGGGUAUUCUGGCUGCUAUUCGUCACAGAAAGGUAA